Molecule: messenger RNA, 2442 nt
Organism: Encephalitozoon hellem ATCC 50504
Lineage: Eukaryota; Fungi; Microsporidia; Unikaryonidae
Product: telomerase reverse transcriptase
Exons: 1
Coding region: 1-2442 (813 amino acids)
Biological process (GO): telomere maintenance via telomerase
Cellular component (GO): telomerase catalytic core complex
Molecular function (GO): telomerase RNA binding; telomeric repeat DNA binding
Source: RefSeq, a predicted model, not a curated record
AUGCUAAAACUCCUAAGAAACUUCAGGUUUUUAUCUCUCAGGGAAUUUUUAGCAGCUUAUAGUAUCGCAGAUCUUCCAGACAUAGUAGAUAGGGUGUACAUAAAAGCAGACAGAAGCCCUCAGAUUUCUUCAUUUGCAAGUAACCUGAAGGAGAUAGAACUGAUUUCAAAGGCUGUCAGGGUGCUUCUAUCAAAGGAUCAGGAAAACCAUCUUUGCGCAGGAUACAAAAAGUGGAGGUCUGGGUCGCCAGACCCCAGGAUUGUAUGUUACUCGCCUAGUGUAUCCUCAAAGAUCCUUAGAUCCCACGAGUGGAGCCAGUUGAUGAGAUCCAUUGGUGAUGAACUGGUUCUCUUCAUACUCAUAGAGUGCCUUGUAAUUCAAGUAGUCAAUGGAAGCUAUGUCUUUCUGGCAGGAAACUUCAAAAACCUAAGAAGGGUUGCAAUCGAAAGAGACAGCAACACCUUGAGCAGGAAUGUGAUUUUUUGCAAGCACAUUAGAAGAAUGGACUUUUGCUCGUCAUCUGCUUUCGAGUAUGUCUUUGAGGCUCACAGCUCAGAAAAAUAUAAGACUAUACAGAGCGAUACUAGAAAUGUACUGGAAAGUAUAGAAAAGAGAUGGAGGAGCUUGCCUAUUCAUUCGGUUUUCAGGUCCUUCUUCAAGGACGAUCUGGCCCUGGAGGGUAAAGGCAAUAUUUUGGAGUGCUGUGUCAAGCAAUCAAAACUUGUAAACUUCUUGUUUCUUAUUUCGAGAAAGCUGUUUAAAGACGCCUUCGACUCCCACGGAUUCAAAAUACUGAAGUCCAGAUUGUCUCUCCUUGUCCACAGGAACCGCUAUGAAACGAUCAACAAAAGUGAGUUGAUGAAGUACUUCAGAAUCUCGAGGUUUAAAUUCUUCAGAACAGUGCGAUGCACAAGAAACGAGUUUGUCUUCAGAUUUAAGGUAUCUUCAAGGUUUCUAGUCUACAUCAUGGAGAAGAUCAUCAUACCUAUUAUUUCGAAGUAUUUCUAUUCCACAGAGUCCUCGUUCUCUAAAUUCAAGGUGUACUACUUUCCAAGGAUCAUAUGGCAGUAUUUUUCCGACAUUUAUAUUGACAGGUUCCUAAAGAAGUUCGAGGAGGUGGAAAAGAACAGGGCCUAUCCAUAUUCAGAGCUAAGAUGCAUUCCUAAGAUCAAUGGUGCUAGGAUCAUUUCAAACAUGUCUAAGACCAGGGGAGGGAGGCCAUCGAUCAACAAGACCGUCUAUCCAGAAUUCUGUAUUCUGAGGCGUGAAACCCAUGGAAUGCUGGGGAAUUCAAUACUAAACCAUUCUGGGAUGUGUGGAAGGCUUAUUCCAUAUCUUUCUAAGUCUGAAAGGCCCCUGUAUAUUCUAAAGGUCGAUCUUUCUGGAUGUUUUGACAACAUUCCUCAGGAUGAGGUUGUGAGCCUUGUCAAGAGACUCCUAAACAAAAGCAGAUACUGCACAAGAACCUUUUCUGUAUUGGAGGAGUCGAACGGAGAGCUAAAGAGCAGAUACAUUUGCAGGGCGGGAAAGGUCGGGGAGACUAUCGAGGGGUUGGCGAUGGAGUUGAGCAGCCUUAAGAACAAAAUUAUAAAGGAAAACACUAACCAGAGGAUACUGGAAAAGGAAGAGAUUGAAAAUGUCAUAGUAAGCACUGUUAAGAGGAAUUAUGUGAAGUAUAAUGGAAGGUUCUUCAUACAAAAAACUGGGCUUGCUCAAGGGUCUGUGACAUCUACACUCCUGUGCAGCCUGUACUAUAAGAGUAUUGAUGAUCUCUAUUUCGACAGGAUCUUCAAGGAAGGAAUACUCACGAGGUACAUAGACGACUUUCUUGUGAUCUCUCCGGACAUAAAUGAAAUAUUGAAGUUUCUGGAGGUGUCCCAAUCUAUCUCACAUCUAGGAAUAAACUUCAGCAAGGAAAAGAUAGAGUCGAACUUUGGACUAGAGGAGUGCUUGAACAAGGUGUCCAACAUCUCUGAGCUUUCCAAGUACAGAGAUAUCAUGAAGAUAACAGACAAGCCUGUCAGAUGGUGUGGAACAAAGAUACUUUCCAACGGAUACUCAAUCAAGUCAUGCACUGUUGAUCCAUAUCUUCCUUUUUCCAUGGCCCACAGUUCAACAAGGCCCGGGAGGGCCCUGGAAUACAGAAUGAGGAAGCUUUUGCAAAACAGGAUGUCUAAUGUUUACAUAGAUCCAAACAACAAGAAGGCAUAUGAAAACAUAUAUGAUGCAUUUUUAUUCUGCGGAAAGAAGAUAGGUCUUCUUCUCAAGAGAAUGGACUUUGUCAACUGUUCUUUUGCCAAAAGAAUCAUCGAGUAUUCAAAGCGUUUUGCUCUCAGGACCUGUCAUGAGCGUGGAAUUUCCAUAACAAAGAAGAAGAUAGAGAGCAUAGCAUCGAGGGCUUUUGAGCGAAGUGGAAUCAACAAAAUGAUAGAGCUUGGUUGA